GGGACGUCCAGGACCAGCGCCGCCGCCAUGCGCGCCGCCGGGCUCGUCAACUUCCUCCUCACGGGGGUCUGCCUCACGCCGGACUACGAGGUCCUCAAGAAGAACAACACGCUCAAGCGAGAGGUGGAGUUGCUGUCGGACGACACCCACAUCCCCCAGGAUGUGUGCCUCAUCCCGGAUAAGAACCUGCUCGCUGGAAAGAAGCUCACCAUCGCGACCUGGCAGGACUGGCCGUCGAGCGGCACGCGCAAGGAUGAGAACGGCAACCAGGUCGGCGACGGCUUCGCUUUCGAGUUCGUCGACAUCCUGCGGGAGAAGUUCGGCUUCUCCUACGAAAUCAUGCUGCCCGACGAGAACAUCCUGGGCGACGCCACCAGGGGCAUCCUCGGCCUCCUCCACAGCAAGAAGGUGGACAUGGCCGCGGCGCUGCUGCCCGUCACGCCCACCACCAUGAGGCUGGCCAAGCCGUCCAUCUCGCUGGGCGAGACGGAGUUCGUCAUCCUGAUGAAGCGGCCCACAGCGUCCGCCACGGGCUCCGGGCUGCUGGCGCCCUUCACCACCGAGGUGUGGCUGCUUAUCCUCGUCUCCCUGGUGCUGGUGGGCCCCGUCAUCUGCGUCAUCAUCAAGAUCCGGAACUACCUGGUGCGCCGGAAGCGGCCGCUGCUGGUCCCGGACGACGACCCGGAGCCGGAGGACUACUCGCUGCCGGCCUGCGUCUGGUUCGUGUACGGCGCGCUCAUGAAGCAGGGCUCGACGCUCAGCCCUCGCACAGACUCGACGCGCAUGCUGUUCGCGACGUGGUGGCUCUUCAUCCUGGUGCUCACGGCCUACUACACGGCCAACCUCACGGCCUUCCUCACCCUCUCCAAGUUCACGCUGCCCAUCACGGGCCCCAAGGACAUCCCCAGGCGGUACAAGUGGUUCGCCGAGCAGGGCAGGAUCCUGGAGAACGCCAUCUUGAACGAGACGUACUUGCCGGAGCUGCUGCCGCCGCGGUUCGAGCCGCUGCCGUACCUCAACGAAACGCGGGAACAGAGGGUCCUGCAGCUCGUCAACGAUGAACACCUGGUGUUCCUGGAGGAGAAGCGCAAGGUGGAGUACCUCAUCUUCCGGCAGUACGUCAAGCUGACGGCGGCCAACGAGAAGGAGUCGCAUCGCUGCAAGCUGGCUAUGACGCCCCAGUCCUUCAUGAGUCACACGCUGGCCUUCUUCUACCCCUUCAACUCGUCGCUGGUCAAGCUGUUCGACAAGACCCUCAUCAGCCUGCUGGAGGCGGGCAUCAUCAAGUACCAGCAGCGGCGCGCGCUGCCGCUCAACCAGAUCUGCCCGCUCGACUUGAACAACAAGGAGCGCCAGCUGCGCAACGAGGACCUCAUGACCACCUACAAGGUCAUCGGCUCGGGCUUCGUGGCGGCCAUCGUGGCCUUCGUGGCCGAGUUCGUCAUGCAGGGCUGGCACCGGCAGCGCGCCAAGAAGCGCGCCGCCAGCGCGCAGCGGAAGGUGAGGAAGGGGGCGGCCAUGUGUCGGCCAGUUGUGGGCUGACCCGUAGUGGUAAUGGUAAUGGCGAGGUAGGCCGCGCGCUCCUCACUGGUGUUCGGCGGGCCGGCCUAUGCCGCGGUUCGCAGGCGCUUCAGCGCGCCGGUGUCGUGCCAUGAGUGUAGCAUUGGCAGAAGUGUGGAGUGCAGCCAUCGCGCGGUGGCUGUACCCAUCCCGGCAGUCCGCACGUCGGGGGCACAAUGGC
Molecule: messenger RNA, 1741 nt
Organism: Thrips palmi
Lineage: Eukaryota; Metazoa; Arthropoda; Insecta; Thysanoptera; Thripidae
Gene: Ir76b
Product: glutamate receptor ionotropic, kainate 2
Exons: 9
Coding region: 28-1542 (504 amino acids)
Biological process (GO): monoatomic ion transport
Cellular component (GO): membrane
Molecular function (GO): signaling receptor activity; ligand-gated monoatomic ion channel activity
Source: RefSeq, a predicted model, not a curated record